Messenger RNA from Aspergillus affinis, 567 nucleotides. RefSeq lists its product as uncharacterized. The transcript has a single exon. Lineage: Eukaryota; Fungi; Ascomycota; Eurotiomycetes; Eurotiales; Aspergillaceae. The record is from RefSeq and is a predicted model, not a curated record. Bases 1 to 567 code for a protein of 188 amino acids.
AUGCAUCAUCUCUCUACAGAGAAUAUCAUCUUAAAACUGCGCUGCCAAGGCCUUGAAGAAGCUCUACAACUAGAGAAGAAGAAGCGCCAGCGAGGCAAGCCUCUUCUUUUUGAAUUACGAGCCCCUGAGGAUGGUUACGCGGUGUUUUACUCUCCUAAGAAGAUUCAGCAAGCUCGUGACCUUCAAGCGGAGAAAGAUGAAGCUAUACAGCUCGCUAAAGCUUCAAAAGAAGAGGAUAGGAUUCGUAAGCAGCGAGAGAAAGAGGAAAAAAAGCUUUUAGUCGAAGAACGCAAGCGAAUUCGCGCUUCCAAUCGAGAAAUGAGGCUCCGUGAAGCAGAAGAAAAGAAGCGGAAAAAGCAGGAUAAUCAGCUCGCUAAGCAAGCUGAUAUACAGCUCCAAAAUGACUUCAAUUCGGCUCAGCGAGGCAAAAGUAAGCCUCCUAGCAUACCGCGGGCGAAAAUUUCAAAUGAUAUCGCUCCUGUAGGCGUUGAGGUCGUUGAACAGGCUCCUCCAACGCUCAACCGCCGAGGCAGGCAAAUACGCCUCCCACAGCGCUUUCGCGAUUAA